This is a messenger RNA of Gossypium arboreum, 2105 nucleotides long. RefSeq names its product endoglucanase 24-like. The record is from RefSeq and is a predicted model, not a curated record. Gene Ontology annotation, molecular function: hydrolase activity, hydrolyzing O-glycosyl compounds. The coding region runs from base 168 to 1781 and encodes 537 amino acids. Lineage: Eukaryota; Viridiplantae; Streptophyta; Magnoliopsida; Malvales; Malvaceae. Gene Ontology annotation, biological process: carbohydrate metabolic process. The transcript has 3 exons.
AAAUAAGUGUCGGCGCUUUCGCUUUCCCCACUCCUACUCACAUUAUAAGCAAAGUCUUUCCACUCUCCCUCGUGACUUCUCGUCCCCCCCUUAAUCUAAUAUAUAAAAACCAGGCAUUAAAGCAAAAGACCCAGACACCCCAAAUCCUAUUCCUCAAAACAAACCACAUGAAAUUCCAUUAUGUUCUUCUUUCUCUUCUUCACCAUCAUCAUCGUCAGCAGUUUUUUCUUUUCGUUUCCCUUGUUUUUUCCCCUUUGGUUCGUUGCGGUCACCAUGAUUACUCCGAUGCAUUGUCGAAAUCGAUUCUGUUUUUCGAGGGGCAGCGUUCUGGUGUUCUGCCCCGGGACCAACGUAUGAAAUGGAGGGAGGAUUCGGGAUUGAGCGAUGGCCGUUCCAUGUACAACAUGGACUUAACUGGCGGAUAUUUCGACGCCGGCGACAAUGUUAAGUUCGGUUUCCCGAUGGCUUUCACGACGACGAUGUUGGCUUGGAGCGUGAUUGAGUUUGGAGAAUUAAUGCCGCCAAGUGAACUUAGAAAUGCCCUUGUGGCCAUCCGUUGGGGUACUGAUUAUUUGCUUAAAACUGUCUCUCAGCCUAACCGGAUUUUCGUUCAGGUUGGAGAUCCAUAUAAGGACCAUAACUGUUGGGAAAGACCCGAAGAUAUGGAUACUGCGAGGACGGUUUAUGCAGUGGAUGCACCGAACCCGGCUUCCGAAGUGGCGGCAGAGACGGCGGCCGCUCUUGCAGCUUCAUCCAUGGCGUUCAGAUCAGUGGACCCAGGGUAUGCCCAGACAUUGUUACGGAAUUCUGUUCGGGUUUUUCAAUAUGCUGACAACUUUAGAGGUGCUUAUAGUGACAAUUCUAAUGUUCGAGACGGUGCCUGCCCAUUUUACUGCGAUUUUAGCGGCUAUCAAGUAAGUGAAAAAUUAACUAAACUCAGUGGCGGCCCGCUGGCAGUUGCCGGCCACCCUAACAUGGAAAAUAAAACUUUUAUAAUUUAUAAAAUUUUUAAUCAGGAUGAAUUACUAUGGGGAGCAGCAUGGUUAAGGAGGGCCUCGCAAGACAACUCUUACCUUAAUUACAUCGAAAUCAAUGGCAAAACCCUUGGUGCCGAUGACAACAUCAAUGAAUUUGGAUGGGACAAUAAGCAUGCUGGUCUAAACGUUCUUGUCUCCAAGGAAGCUUUAGAAGGAAACAUGUACUCCCUGCAAUCAUACAAGGUGUCAGCAGAUAGCUUUAUGUGCACACUAAUCCCCGAUUCAUCGUCGUCCCACAUCGACUACACUCCCGGCGGCCUCAUCUACAAGCCCGGAGGCAGCAACUUGCAGCAUGCGACCACGAUUUCGUUCCUUCUGCUCGUUUACGCUAAUUACCUCGAUCGUACUUCACAAACAGUCAACUGCGGUAACCUAAUUGCCUCCCCGUUAUCUCUUCGAACUAUAGCAAAGAACCAAGCCGAUUACAUUUUAGGUGAUAACCCAAAGGGGUUAUCGUACAUGGUUGGUUACGGAAACCGAUUCCCGCAACGGAUUCAUCACCGAGGGUCGUCUUUACCGUCGGUGAAAGAUCAUCCUCAGUUUAUAGCUUGCAAGGAAGGUUCCACUUAUUUUAAUUCAACUAAUCCUAACCCAAAUGUUUUGGUUGGUGCAAUUGUUGGAGGGCCUGGAGAAGAUGAUGUUUAUGAUGAUGACAGAGCUGAUUUUAGGAAAUCAGAGCCUACUACUUACAUUAAUGCACCCUUCGUGGGUGUAUUAGCCUAUUUUGCAGCUAAUCCCAACUAGCUUAACCCCAAACUCUAAAAGCAUAAUCACUGGUUUCCCCUUUUUAUUAAAAUCCCUUUGUUUUUGGGGGCUUUUGAUAGUGAGAAAAGAAGGUUUUUCUCACCUGGAGUGUGAGCAAAGGAGGGAAGAGAGCAGUAGUUGUUGAUUUUUUUUAGGGAUAAAUUUGAAAAUUAUAUAUCAAUUUUGAUUUAACGUAAUUGUAUAUAUAAAUUUUAAUUUGGUGCGUAAUUAUACAGAUGAAAUUUUAAUUGUAAUUUAAAUGUAUAUUUGAAACUUUAAUUUUGAAUUAAUAAUUAGACCAAUUUUAGAGAAAGAAGGCAAAAA